This is a messenger RNA of Ciona intestinalis (vase tunicate), 3105 nucleotides long. RefSeq names its product ankyrin repeat and EF-hand domain-containing protein 1. Lineage: Eukaryota; Metazoa; Chordata; Ascidiacea; Phlebobranchia; Cionidae. The record is from RefSeq and is a predicted model, not a curated record. Gene Ontology annotation, molecular function: protein binding.
GAGUGAGGCCCGCAUAUUUAUGUUGCUGAUUCGUUUGGAGUUAUCGAAAUUCUAUUACUGUGAAAACGACCAAAAUUUGAAGACAUGUAAUCAAAGAUUCAUGGCACCAGUGUAAUGAGGUUAGGUGGUUCGGUAACAUGAGUGCGAAACGGCGAACCUAAACUUGCAGCGAUCAUGGCCGUCACCGCCGAAUCCCGCCUCGAGACGUUGCAGGUGUACAAGCUUCUACAGAGCGUCAGAAAAGAGGACACGCUCUCAAUAAGCAAGCUAUGUACACAAGGCAUACCCAUGUUGGUUAACUACCGCGACCCACAGGACGGGGAAUGCGCAUUGCAUCUUGCAGCGCAAGCCAACAACGAGGCAAUGACCAAGCUGUUACUAAAGUUCGGCGCCUUUCCCAACGUUCAGGAUUUUAAAGGUCGCACACCAGUCAUGACAGCCGCCGACUACGGCCAUGAUAAAACUGUGGAAAUACUCGCAAAAAGCGGCGCCGAUUUGAAAAUACAGGACAAAGAAGGAAAGGAUGUUCUUUUCUACUGCCUGUCUGCGGCAACGAAACGUCAUAAGCGAUGUCUUGAUAUCGUACUCGCUCACGGUGCAGACGUGAAUAAUCCAACAGAGUCAGGCAAAUCGGUGUUGGUAACUGCAUGCGAGUCGUCAACAGAGAAUGAAAUCAUGUGUAUGAUGUUGCUGGAGAAAGGGGCAGAUCCUAACGCUGUUAAUAAGUUGAAUGGUCGGUCAGCACUAUCUGAAGCUUGUUCAUCAGGAAGUAUAGCGACAGUACGAACUCUACUUCAAAAAGGUGCCAACCCAAAUAUUCAUGAUAAAAAGCUGCAUGUCCCUUUACACUUUGCAUCUCAAAUGGGAGCCCUGGAAGCUGUAAAGGCGUUGGCUGCAUAUGGUGCAAACUGUGACAGCACCGACACAGAUGGCUACAAUGCACUACAUUAUGCAGCAGAGGGAGGAUUUGCUAUGAUUUGCAAGUAUUUGGGUCAAAGAGGGUGCAAUCCUAAAGCAAAAAACACUGAUGGAUUUACUCCAAGAUUACUCGCCAAAGAGAAAAGUCACAAGGAUGCUGGGAAAGAGUUGAGAAAAGCUGAGCGUGUGUUUACUAAAUACUCCAAACCUGGGAUGAAAAAUCCCAACGAUCCAGCAGCUGUUGCUUUGUAUGAUUGGUCACAAGAAAGAGUUGACGUCAUUAGAGAAGUCUUGAUGAACCAGGUCAAAUCAGGAGAAGAGACAGAAGAUCUUCCUGGAAAAGGCAGUUAUGUUGAUAAACAGGACUUUGAUAUCAUAAUGAAAAAGUUGGGAGCUCCUAUACCAGAUGAUAUUCGAAAGAGAUUGCAUGAUGUUCAUGAUAAAGAUAGGAAAGGCUUGAUAGAAGUUGAAGAGUUCUUAUCUGGAAAGAAAUAUAUCUCCAAGACCUACCUCAUGUCCGCGUUUGAGGGGAAGAAAAAGAAAGGGAAGAAGGGGAAGAAAGGGGGAAAGAAAGGGAAAAAGGGUCGCAAGUUUAAAAUGCCGAUGCCCAUAUGCACUGAUAAAGAAGGUCCACGAAGGCCUGAUGGUGGACCUCCUUUUAAGUUUGUAGAAAAGCAGGUUUUAUGGACGGAUACAAAUCGUUUUGAUAGGGACAAGCCCCCCAAACACCCGUUACAAGAUGAUUCAGCUUGGUAUCUUCAACAACCCGAGAAGUUAUACAUGAACAUUACUGAUGCAGUUAAGCUCGGCGACAUGGAGUCUCUAAAACGAGCUUUCGAGACUGGCACUGACAUUGACACAAGGGACAAAUAUUUUAAAACUCCAUUAAUGGCUGCAUGUGCUGAAGGAAACUUGGAACUGACCAAAUAUUUAUUGUCACGAGGAGCAAGUGUGGAAGCACGAGAUAAUUUUAAAUGGACACCCCUACACCAUGCAUGUCACUCUGGGCAACUGGAUGUAGUGGAAACUUUAAUUCACGCUGGUGCUGAUGGAAAUGCAGUCACUUGGAACUUUGCAACUCCACUUAUGAGGGCGAUAGAGAGUUGUAAACCCGAUGUGGUUAAGUUUCUACUCGACUGUGGUGCUUCUGUUACAAUGCAAAAUAAAAAAGAAAAAACUGCAUUGGAUGUUGCAAGAGAUUGGGGCGAUGGACAAAUCUAUCAAAUGGUCAAGGAGAAAUUUGAUGCAGCCCCCAAACCUAAAAAGGACAAGUCAGGCAAGCGGAAACCACCAGGCCCCCCUAAGCCACUCACUAUCCCACCAAUACCCCAGGGGCAUUUGACGGCACCAAACUCAGCUGAAAAAAUUGAACCAGUCCAAGAAGUUGGAGAAAAACAAUCAGAACCUCAGGUAAUGAAAAUUGAAACCACACCUGCACCUGUCACACCACAGGGUCAUGACAAACCAGAGAUUAAAAGCACCAACUCCAUUCUACUUGCUGCAGAUGAACUAACAUCACAUGCAAAAGCUGAAGAGAUUACCUUCACACCAAGAAAGAGUUGGACCAAGCAAUCAACAACUGAAGACUUGUUGAAUGCAAAACAAGAAAAGCGAACGCGAUUUGGCUACGAAGUUGAUUUUGAGGACUUUGAAAUGCCGCUAAAGAAAAACAUUUCAAACAAAGUCCGAGAUUUUCAGGCUCAAGCGUGAUGUAAAACAAUAAACAGUUUAGGCAAAUUUUUGAUUGCUGCGUUUGAAGGAAUGUAAAGACUAUUGUAUAUGCUUGUUUAUAUUGAAACACAUUUUAGUGCAUCUUAUGCACUUCAGUUAUAACUAUUUAUGCCUGUAGUUAUACCCAUGUAUGCUUUACCUUUUAAGAAUCACACAGUGCCAAUUUACCAUUCUGCCAGCGAAGGAUUAACUGCCUGGAUAGAACUGCCAGCAAACUCCUAACUGAUUUAACCUAAUACCGGCAAACUUAUAUAGGCAUGCUUUGCCUAUUGACCAAUACAUGGCAUUUUGAAAUAGUUUAGUUGAAAAAUUAUGAAGUUUCAUUAGAUUAUAGAAACCAACCUAUAGCAGCCUUAUUGUAAUCGUGUUAUAUAUGAUUUGUGUUUUAUACAGUAUCAGUAUCCUGUUUUUGCAUUGAUUAUUAAGCUGAAAUAUAACAGCACAGGUUCGAGUGUA